Molecule: messenger RNA, 3545 nt
Organism: Cydia pomonella (codling moth)
Lineage: Eukaryota; Metazoa; Arthropoda; Insecta; Lepidoptera; Tortricidae
Gene: Gr63a
Product: gustatory and odorant receptor 24
Exons: 5
Coding region: 128-1561 (477 amino acids)
Biological process (GO): sensory perception of taste
Cellular component (GO): dendrite; neuronal cell body; membrane
Molecular function (GO): sweet taste receptor activity
Source: RefSeq, a predicted model, not a curated record
AAUCAACUUGUCAAGUUUUGAAAUAUGACUAGGAGCCGCCGGCGUGUCGCCAUUAGUCGCUCCUCUCCGGGCUCCCCACUCGCAGUUCGGACGCCAACCCGGCUAGUACCCCGGGAAAAAAGCUGAAAUGGCUUUCUACACUAAUAAUAGCUUAUUUCCAAAUCAACCACCCAUACCCAAUGGCAUCGCGGCGCAAAUGGAUGAAAAGUCGAAGAAUAAAAUCAUAUUCCUGGACGUCACACCCAAUCGUACUCCGAGAUUACCAACGCCUAAUAAUGCCAUAGCACCUAUACAAGACAACCUGAUCAAUCCCGACAUCACCAGAGACAUCAUUUAUGAAAACAUCAAGCCGGUGUUUACUCUCCUGAAGAUCAUGGGCGUUCUUCCAUUGAGCAGGCCGGUUCCGGGAGUGACCCAAUUUCAACCUACCUCUCCCUCAAUGCUGUACUCUGUCGUCGUCUACUGUUCUCUUAUCGGAUAUCUUUUGUAUCUUUCCCUAAAUAAAGUCCAAAUUGUAAGAACCGGUGCUCAAGAAGGUAAAUUUGAGGAGGCUGUGAUUGAGUACCUAUUUACAGUGUACUUGUUUCCGAUGAUUGCCGUCCCUAUAUUGUGGUAUGAAACGAGAAAGAUUGCCGAAGUUCUCAACGGAUGGGUUGAAUAUGAGAUUGCUUACAAAAAACUGUCAAACCGAGUCCUUCCUGUAGGGCUCUAUAAAAAAGCUCUAGCCAUGUCUAUAGUCAUUCCAGCACUUUCAACGGCGUCAGUGAUCAUUACACAUGUCACCAUGGUCCACUUCAAAUUAUUACAAAUCAUUCCAUACGUAUUUCUGGAAAUAUUGACUUACAUGUUGGGCGGCUACUGGUACCUUCUUUGUGAAACACUCAGCAUUUGUGCGCACAUCUUGGCAGAAGACUUCCAACAGGCUCUUCGUAACAUUGGGCCAGCCGGAAAGGUCGCAGAAUACCGCGCGCUCUGGUUGCGCCUCAGUAAACUGGCCCGAGACACCGGGAUCGCAAAUUGCUACACCUUCACAUUCAUGAGCCUCUACUUGUUCCUUAUUAUCACACUUUCCAUCUACGGUCUGCUCAGCAAAAUCUCCGAGGGUUUCGGAGUCAAAGACAUCGGUCUAGCUUUAACUGCUUUUUGCAGUAUUAUGCUACUAUUCUUUAUUUGUGACGAGGCGCACUACGCUUCUCAUAAUGUACGCCUGAACUUUCAAAAAAAGCUUCUAAUGAUUGAGCUGUCAUGGAUGAACGCGGACGCGCUGACCGAGGUGAACAUGUUCCUGCGAGCCACUGAAAUGAACCCCUCCCAAAUUAGCUUGGGAGGAUUUUUCGACGUCAACAGGACUCUAUUUAAGUCGCUACUAGCUACAAUGGUGACUUACCUAGUCGUGCUCCUGCAGUUCCAAAUCAGCAUACCGGACGAUUCACGUGUCCAGGAAGCGGAUGACGAUGACGACUUCGUGAAUGCUACCGCCUCGGUCACUGAGGCUCCCACCACUUUGACCACCAUCACCACCCUGCUCACCACGCUAGCAAAGAAGAAAAAGAAACAUUAAAUAUAGAUUAAUCUUCGUAAAGACUAGAGCAAUGAUGUACUUAAUAUCAUAAUUAAUAAAUAAUAUAGGUACAAUCUGACACUAUUUAAUAAAAACAAAAUUAAGUAUACCCUUCCACGGUGGCAUAUCACCUAACGAUAGGUACUAAGCGGUUAUUACAUCAACCCUUCUAUAGCUCAAAAGCAGGGGUAUCUCAUCUAUUAGGUCGCCGGACACUUUCUGCUGAGAGGGAUAGAGAAAUGUAUGUUAUUUCCCUGUCGCUUUUAGCAGGAUAGAUAAAGGAAGGAUGCAGAAAGGUGCAUGUAAUAGCAAAACGAAGGGAGAGCUAUUACAUUGUCCUCAUUCUUUUUUGCAGAAAGUGUUCUACAAAAAGAUCGGUUCUGCAGAAAGAUAACUUCUUUAUGUUAGCAAAUCUUUAAAUAUACAUUGUGUAUUUUUGAUACGAACGCAUAAUCAAUGGGUACCUAGGCUAUAAUGAAAACACUUUCAUAGGUUUUUUAAACAAAUGGACGACUUAUUUUUCCACAUAAAACAAUUCAGCAAGCAAUGUAUCACUGCUGUUUUAACUGAAAACGACGCACUUAAUGACGCGACGUCACAACUGUCACAAGUGACCAUGAUGUACGACAUACAUUGCCGCUCGAAAUAUGUUCAAAAAAUAAUUAUGUUCUGGUAGUUAACACUAAAUUUAAAAAAUCUUUCAGAAUUGUUGUAGAAGUUUGCGGUUAUAUCAAAAAUACAUACUGUAUCAUAAUUAAUCUUAUACCUUUAAACGAGCAAUUCUUGUAUAUAUAUAUAUAUAUUUCUGUGAUCUCGGAAUCGGCUCUAACGAUUUCGCUGAAAUUUGGUAUAUGGGGGUUUUGGGGGUAUACAAUCGAUCUAGAUUAGUCUUAUGUUUGGGAAAACGCGUGUUUUCGAGUUUUCUUUCGACGCAGAAUAUGGUCGCUAAUUUCGUAUUGCCGGCCACUUGUUACGGGUUCGAAUCUCGCCCGGUGACUAACUUUUGUUUUUUUUUUUAUAUGUUCAAGUUUAUAUAUCAUUUUUAUUGUUUUAGACAAGUUUAAUUUAGUAAAAAAAUGUAGUUAAUGUUUGAGAUAAAAAUAUAUAUUUCUCAUAAAUAUGUCUAACAUUUACCUAUACUGAUUACGUGAAUAAGAUUUAUGCUUUCGAGUUUUUAUUUUAUUGAGACAUAAAAAAAUGUAAGGAGAGCCUUCAUGUGAUCAUAUCAGUUUUUAGGAUCACUGAAAUCAAACACCUGAUCUACACAGAAAUCGAAUGUAAAUAAUAAUAAUUGUCAGUUCACAUUUUACUUUUUAAGUUUAUGUAGAUUAUCACCUAUACACCACCAUAUUACAAUAAAUAGUUAUAACACUUAUAACCGAGCAAAGCUCGGUCGCCCAGGUACUAUAAUUAUAAAGCAGGUAGGUAUAUGUAAAAAAUUUAAGUAAGUCACCUGUUGUAUGUAGUUGUGACGUGUUAGAAUAGACAUUUGUUUUGUUUGUGUGUGUCUUUUAAACAUAUAUUGUCUAUUCGAACACGUCACAACUACAUACAACAGGUUACUUACUUAAGUUUUUUACCUAUACCUCCUACCUUACCUAUUGGCAGUGAAAGAGUACGUUUAAAAAUGUGUGGUAAAAUUUUUGUGUUUCACUCGGUGACAAAAUUUUGUUUAACCUUCGUGCCUUGGAUCCCUCGCUACGCUCCUGGUUCGAUUUUGGAAUCUUUCGCUUGCUCGGGUAUCAAUAUUUAACGAGCCGCGAGAGGUUAAACAACAACUUUGCCCCCUUGCAAAACAAAUAACUAUUAAGAGUUCAUGAUAUUCUUGUUUUUAUAUAUAAGUAGGUACUCUUUUUAGUAAUAUGUAUUUGUAUUGUAGUGCCUAGAGGCAACGAAUCCGCCUCUUUUAUUGCAUGUUAUAUUUGUGUAUUUUGUGUGCGUAAAGAACAAAAUAAAUUAAAAGUGUAUUAAUUAAACGUCAUAA